Eriocheir sinensis (Chinese mitten crab) is the source of this 1508-nucleotide messenger RNA. It is a transcript of the gene Su(P), whose product is annotated as prostaglandin E synthase 2-like. Gene Ontology annotation, cellular component: mitochondrion. Gene Ontology annotation, molecular function: prostaglandin-E synthase activity. The record is from RefSeq and is a predicted model, not a curated record. NCBI's taxonomy places the organism in Eukaryota, Metazoa, Arthropoda, Malacostraca, Decapoda, Varunidae. Bases 43 to 1278 code for a protein of 411 amino acids. The transcript is spliced from 6 exons.
UCAGCAUGAGGCGCCGAGCCGUCGUCCACGAGAAUAACAACAAUGCUGGCUUACGCAAGGAGGCCGCUGUAUUCCUUCUCUCAGAAUGUGCUUGCCGUUAGUCGAAACACAGUAUCUACCUGUAGGAAUCAUGGUUUUAGGGGCCAGUUUCUGCUGCGGCCUGCCUCUACAGGAAAAACGGCUUCAGACAAGGCCUCCGCAUGGAAGAAAUACGGUAAACUACUUGGCGUAGGCUUUGGCGUGGGCGCUUGUGUUGGAGCAUAUUACUCGUACGAACACUACAAGAAGAUCAGCACGCCGGUAUCCAAUCCUUCAGAGGGAGGGGAAUAUGUUCUCAAGGAAAUACCGCCCUACUUCAAGCCAGCCAGAAGUAUCCAGGUUCCAACAGACACCACAGGGCUAAAACUCACACUUUAUCAGUACCAGACUUGCCCAUUUUGCUGUAAAGUCAGGGCAUUCCUGGAUUUUUAUGGCUUCUCCUACGAUGUCAUUGAAGUGAACUCAGUGACUCGCUCCCAGACAAAAUGGACGGACUACAGAAAAGUUCCAUUCCUUGUUAUAAAGUUUCCUAACUCUGAAAGAAUAUUGCAACUGAAGGAUAGUACAAUGAUAAUAUCUGUUCUACAAUCCUUCCUCCACAACAAGAGUGAAAACAUGGAUAAUCUAGUCAAGUGCUAUCCAACACUUAAUUACACAGAUGAAGAAGGAGACAAGCGAGUUGAGAUUAUGAACAGAUACUUCUUGAUGUAUGGACAACAUCCACCAGGACGCACUAAAGAGGAUAUUGUGGAGGAGCGUAAAUGGAGGAAAUGGGUGGAUGAUGUUUUAGUCCACGUACUUUCACCCAAUGUAUAUAGAACUCCAUCUGAGGCCCUUCAAGCAUUCCAGUGGUUUUCAAAGGUUGGUGGCUGGGAAGAACACUUUGCAACCUGGGAAAGACUCCUGGUUAUUUAUGCUGGGGCAGCUGCCAUGUAUAUCAUUGGCAAAAAUCUAAAGCGAAGACAUCAACUUCAAGAUGAUGUACGCCAAUCAUUCUAUGAGCAAGUGAAUGUCUGGCUGAAAGCCCUCAAGAAGAAAGGUACAAAGUUUAUGGGAGGCAAUACUCCAAACUUAUCAGACCUGGCUGUUUAUGGAGUUUUGACUGCAGUAGAGGGCUGCGAUGCAUUUCAGGAUGUUAAAAGCAAUACAAAUAUCUCUCGCUGGUUUGAAAAUAUGUCUGAGAUUGUGAAACAACACGGAGGUGCUACAGUUGUCAGCGAGAGAGGUAGUGCUGCAUAAUGAUGAUUGACUCUAUGAAAUACUGCUGUGGCACUGAUGAUGGAGGGCAGAUUUACUCAUGCACUAUUUGUGGAUGUGUUUCUUCCCAUUAGAUCUUAAAGAGAAUUUAGUAUGUGUAAUAUUUGACCUGUACAUAUUUAUUGAACUGUAAAUUAAAACAUGCUUGAAUAUUGUUAUAUAAUAUUUAAUAUCUUUAUUUGGGGCAUUUUGAAAUACAUAUUGAUGAUUAA